CGGUUCAAAGCGAUGAAUUUCAAUUUGGUUAAGCUUGGUUUGUUUCAGAUUUAUACCCACUGGCCCACUCCUACGACUUUUCACGUAAACUAAUAUGAAAAGAGCUCGUGCUCAACACGUGAGCAUUUUAACAGAGUGACACCAUCUGUUGAAGGGUAAUUUGGUCAUUCUAACAGAAAACUACAAUCGUCAAAGUCACCAGAGCGAAUAUAUAUAGAAAAGAUUACAUCAAAUCUCUUUCUCUUCAUGAUUUAUACUUUUCUCUGAGAACAAACACAUUCUUUCUCGGGAAAAUCAAGUAUGGCGUCUUCUUCAGGCAAUCGAAGCAACAACAAUGGAGCUUCUUCAUCUCACCCUCCUCCUCCCAUCACUUCAUCUCGUCUCUACAUCGCCAACAAAUCCAAAGAGAUCCUCGCGACACGCGACGCCACAGGAAUCACCAAACUCGUCACCAACCUCUGCUACGCGAAAGAAUCAGACGAAUCAUCGAGUCUCCUCUACAACACCUUCAAGAAUCAUUUCCCGAAUCUCUUAGCCGUCAAACUCAUCCACGCGUACAGAUUCAUGACCACAACGACGGCGUUUCACUCCUCCUCUCGCUCAGGCCUUCGAUCUUACCCCCUCGAACUCCUCACCUCGCUUCUCAUCGACCUCGAAGAGUCUAACGUCGCGUUGAAAACAGAGGCGUUGAAGGACAUGAAGGAGCAUCUUAACGCUUGCCUUGUAGAGCAAGAAACCUCUGAUCGCGAGUUUAAGCUCCUCUCGAGAAUCGUAUCUCGCGUCUCCGUUGAUUUCUUCAUCGAAUCCAUCCCGUGGGAGGAGCUCUCUUCCUUCAUCGUCUCUUUAAACGACAAGAAAAUGCUGCUGAUGUUCGUGGAGUUACGGACUGUUCUCGACGAAGGUUUCUUGAAGCCGUUGCUGGAGAAUGAUCUCGCGUUCAAGAUCGUUAAAGCCUUGUUUCAUCAAGAUGGUGAAGAAUGGUGUUUAGCGUUGGAAGCUGGGUUUAAUCUGAUGCUGCAGCUGAUAAACUUGGAGAGGAAAGAUUUGGUUUGGGACUCGGUUUACGCGAUCGUGAGUUCGGUUUGGGAGAUGGUUAACGUGCGAAAACGAGAUAUGGUCGUGCGUAAAGGGCUGUUGAGGCUAGUGAGGAAAGUGCGUGGUGAAGCUAUGAGAUUUCGUGGGCGUGAGUAUGAGUUCGUGUCGCGUUUGGCUUUGAUGAUUAAGAGGAUCGAUGGACUUGGAGAUGAUACGAAGGUUGCUGCGAAGAUGAUUCAUGAUGUUCUUGAUAGGUAUUAUAUGGGAGGUACAGGAUUGGAUUCGGGUUUCGUCCAGGGUCUAAUUGGUAUGCACUCUGCUUAAACCGAUUCUGGGAUUUAGCGUUUGUAAUUGGUUACUGAGACCAUCUCCAAUGGUUCACUCUAUUUUUUACUCUAAAAUAGAGUAACUCUAUAAUAGAGUUUGA
Molecule: messenger RNA, 1462 nt
Organism: Brassica napus (rape)
Lineage: Eukaryota; Viridiplantae; Streptophyta; Magnoliopsida; Brassicales; Brassicaceae
Exons: 1
Coding region: 301-1359 (352 amino acids)
Source: RefSeq, a predicted model, not a curated record